This is a messenger RNA of Impatiens glandulifera, 1937 nucleotides long. RefSeq names its product polyamine oxidase 2. Gene Ontology annotation, molecular function: polyamine oxidase activity. The transcript has 10 exons. NCBI's taxonomy places the organism in Eukaryota, Viridiplantae, Streptophyta, Magnoliopsida, Ericales, Balsaminaceae. Bases 461 to 1933 code for a protein of 490 amino acids. Gene Ontology annotation, cellular component: peroxisome. The record is from RefSeq and is a predicted model, not a curated record. Gene Ontology annotation, biological process: polyamine catabolic process.
CUGUCUUUCUCUUUCUCUCUCCAAUUCGUCCAUUCUCUUUCUCUCUCUUCAAAUUAUAUCGCCCCCAUUCGAUUUCUCGAUUCCAUUUCAUCUUUUCAAGGAGAUUUCGGUGAAGAACUCAAUCAAGGAGAAGGAGGAAGAAGAGGCGAUGUAUAAUAAUAAGAGAGAGAGUGAUUAGGUUCAAUUUCGAUUCAUCUCGUUUCAGAUUUCAUUCGAAUCUAUACAGUCGUCGGACUAGAAGGAUCUGGAAUACGCAUGAGCUGCUUGAUGAACCUUGGUUUCUCUUCUGAUUGCAAUCACUUCAUCACCUGUCUUCGCAUCUUUAUUUUUAAUUAUUCUCCUAAACUUCCACCCGCACUUAUCAAUUUCCAGAAACCGGUCGACCCUUUAUCUAGAUUGAUUUUGCUUAGAGAUCUUAAUCACACUAUUCUUUCCGAUCAUCUCCAAUCAUAAUCGCCCAAUGGAAUCACGAGAAAGGUGUAAUCGCCAAUUACGCACAGAUCCUUGUUUUGCAAACCCUAAAGGAAGACAUGCAGCUGCACCAACUGUUAUUGUCAUCGGUAGUGGAUUUGCUGGACUUGCAGCUGCUAGAACUCUUUAUGAUGCUUCAUUCCAGGUAAUGGUAUUGGAAUCGCGAGAUAGGAUUGGUGGUCGAGUACACACAAAUUACUCUUUUGGUUUUCCUGUUGACCUGGGUGCAUCAUGGUUACAUGGAGUCGGCAAAGAAAAUCCCCUGGCAUCCUUGAUUGGAAGGCUAGGGUUACCUCUUUACCGAACAAGUGGUGACAACUCCGUGUUGUAUGACCAUGAUUUGGAAAGCUAUGCACUAUUUGAUAUGGAUGGGAAUCAAGUCCCUCAAGAUUUGGUCACUGAAGUUGGUCAAGCAUUUGAGAAGAUCUUGGAAGAGACAGAUAAAAUAAGACAGGAACACGAAGAAGACAUGUCCAUUCAACGUGCUAUCUCACUUGUCUUUGAAAGAGUUCCGGAACUAAGGUUAGACGGGCUUCCUCACAAAGUAUUGCAAUGGUACUUGUGCAGAAUGGAAGGAUGGUUUGCUGCAGAUGCUGAAACCAUCUCACUGAAAUGCUGGGACCAGGAAGAACUGUUGCCUGGUGGCCAUGGGCUCAUGGUUCGUGGUUACCUUCCAGUUAUUAAUACACUUGCCAAAGGCCUCGACAUACGACUUAAUCACAGGGUUACAAAUAUAGUUAGACGCAACCAUGGAGUGAAAGUAACUGUAGAAGACGGAAGAGUAUUUACAGCUGAUGCUGCUGUUAUCGCCAUUCCCCUGGGUGUCUUAAAAUCAAAAAUCGUUAAAUUUGAACCUAGGCUCCCCGAUUGGAAGGAAGCUGCCAUUGAAGAUCUUGGAAUUGGGAUUGAGAACAAGAUAAUUUUAAACUUCGAGAAAGUGUUUUGGCCAAACGUAGAAUUCUUGGGAGUAGUAGCAGAAACCUCAUACGGGUGCAGCUACUUUCUAAACCUUCACAAGGCGACUAGUCACCCUGUUCUUGUCUAUAUGCCUGCUGGGAAGCUUGCUCGCGAUUUAGGGAAACUGUCUGAUGAAGCUGCAGCUAAUUUUGCCUUUACUCAGCUGAAGAAAAUCCUUCCCGACGCUUCCACACCUAUUCAGUAUCUUGUUUCUCACUGGGGAACGGAUGUGAACUCGCUAGGAUCUUACAGUUAUGAUGCGGUUGGGAAACCGCAUGACUUGUACGAUAGGUUAAGGACUCCGGUUGAUAAUCUAUUCUUUGCCGGGGAGGCAACAAGUUCAGACUACCCCGGUUCUGUACACGGUGCUUACUCGACUGGAUUAAUGGCAGCCGAGGAUUGCAGAAUGCGCGUUUUGGAGCGUUAUGGUGAGUUGGAUUUAUUUCAGCCGGCUAUGGGCGAGGACACUCCUCUCUCCAUUCCACUGCUGAUUUCGCGGCUGUGAAUUU